UCCGCCGAUAAACGGGGAAGCUCACGGCUCUGUUUGCGGAAGUAGGAAACGGCUCCGACCCGGACGAUGACGACUUCCUGCGGCAUACCUGCGCACUAUGCCGAUUGACCAGGAGGGGGCGGCACGCCACCAAAACAGGGAGGGAAAGCUCCGUUCGCGGGCUGUCAGGCAUCAUGGAGGUAGAGAUGGCGGAGGCUGAGUGUGAGCACAAACCGACAGAAAGCGGACCGAAGGUGGACACGGAGGCCGGAGAGUCCUCCUCCAAGGGCUCCGGGAGUGCCUACGAGCUGCCGUGGGUGGAGAAAUACCGGCCGCUGAAGCUGAACGAGAUAGUGGGAAACGAGGAGACGGUGAGCCGGCUGGAGGUGUUCGCCAGAGAAGGAAACGUCCCCAACAUCAUCAUAGCAGGUCCUCCAGGCACAGGAAAAACCACCAGCAUCUUGUGUUUGGCCCGCGCUCUCCUGGGAGCCUCGAUGAAGGAUGCCGUGCUGGAGCUGAACGCCUCCAAUGACAGGGGGAUCGACGUGGUGAGGAACAAGAUCAAGAUGUUUGCUCAGCAGAAAGUCACACUGCCCAAAGGACGGCACAAAAUCAUCAUUCUAGAUGAAGCUGACAGCAUGACAGACGGAGCUCAGCAGGCUCUGAGGAGGAUCAUGGAGAUCUACUCCAAGACGACGCGUUUCGCUCUCGCCUGCAACGCCUCUGAUAAAAUCAUUGAGCCGAUCCAGUCUCGCUGCGCCGUGCUGCGAUACUCCAAACUGACCGACGGGCAGAUCCUCGCCCGGCUGCAGGAGGUGGUGGAGAAGGAGCGCCUCUCGGUGUCUGAUGAUGGGCUGGAGGCCAUCAUCUUCACUUCACAGGGGGACAUGAGACAGGCGCUGAACAACCUGCAGUCGACCAACUCCGGCUUCGGUUACAUCAACAGCGAGAAUGUGUUCAAGGUGUGCGACGAGCCCCACCCCCUGAUAGUGAAAAGCAUGCUGGGACACUGUGUGGACGGGAACAUCGACGAGGCCUACAAGGUUCUGGAGCAGCUGUGGGCGCUGGGCUACUCUCCAGAGGACAUCAUCGGGAACAUCUUCAGGGUCUGUAAGACCUUCCAGAUGUCCGAGUACCUGAAACUGGAGUUCAUCAAGGAGAUCGGCUACACCCACAUGCGGAUAGCUGAAGGUGUGAACUCCCUGCUGCAGAUGGCCGGUCUGCUCGGGCGACUCUGCAGCAAGACGGCGCCCGCGGCGGCCAGCUAAACCCCGACGAACCUGCAACCGCCUCAAAGCUGCUGCCGCCGCUCAGAAUCAGACUGUUCACUGCUGACAGAGUCGACACUUCAACAGCACUUCACACAAUCUUACAAAAUGAUGCAGGGAAACUUAAGGCUGCCUCACCGGGAAUAAACCUUCGAGCAGCGUGGGCUCGUUGGUUUCUGGUUUUUAGCAGUGAGACUCGUUUUCAAGUUUUCGAUCAGUUUAUUUGAUAACUGGACAUCUUAAAAUGACUUAAAGGUUGAAAUUCAGGCCUCAGAAGCUGUUAAAAAGUCUAUUUUUGUGUCACUGACAAGCAGAAGUAUUUUGUAUGUUUUGAGGUGUAGAGAGAUGUUCUGGAAAAUAAAGGUGGGAUUUUUGUGAAA
This is a messenger RNA of Archocentrus centrarchus (flier cichlid), 1627 nucleotides long. It is a transcript of the gene rfc2, whose product is annotated as replication factor C (activator 1) 2. The transcript is spliced from 7 exons. The coding region runs from base 174 to 1247 and encodes 357 amino acids. The record is from RefSeq and is a predicted model, not a curated record. Gene Ontology annotation, cellular component: nucleus; DNA replication factor C complex. Gene Ontology annotation, molecular function: DNA clamp loader activity; ATP hydrolysis activity; DNA binding. Gene Ontology annotation, biological process: DNA-templated DNA replication; DNA repair. NCBI's taxonomy places the organism in Eukaryota, Metazoa, Chordata, Actinopteri, Cichliformes, Cichlidae.